Messenger RNA from Conger conger (European conger), 4339 nucleotides. Its product is annotated as mothers against decapentaplegic homolog 4-like. The record is from RefSeq and is a predicted model, not a curated record. Gene Ontology annotation, cellular component: heteromeric SMAD protein complex. The transcript has 11 exons. Lineage: Eukaryota; Metazoa; Chordata; Actinopteri; Anguilliformes; Congridae. Gene Ontology annotation, molecular function: DNA-binding transcription factor activity, RNA polymerase II-specific; RNA polymerase II cis-regulatory region sequence-specific DNA binding; I-SMAD binding. The coding region runs from base 864 to 2387 and encodes 507 amino acids. Gene Ontology annotation, biological process: cell differentiation; SMAD protein signal transduction; BMP signaling pathway.
GCCCCUCACUCUGCCCAUGCGCGGAUCGCCAUGUUCAUACGCGAGUAAUGAUAGCAAACAGCGGAGGUUGCGGAGUAAAGCUAGAGAGCUUCAUACACGGGCGUCCAUGGUCAUAGCAAUAAUUUUAGUUUAAAUCCAAAGAACUCCACUGCAUUUAGAUAUAUAGAAAAACUGAACAACUAGCCAAGAACCGUUAACAGAGAGGAAUACCCGAACCGCGUCGAAGCAAGUUUUACAAGUUGGCACCCUUGAUUCAGAGGGUCUGGGGACGCUGAACAGCUCAUUUCAUCACUUUGUUGUCUGGGAGGGGCCCCUGGCAGCAUUCUGUGGAGCCGGGGAGUGACAUCAUCCCCUUCACCCCACGGGCCUAUGGGAGGACAGUCUGAGACUGGGGAGCGAUCUGGGAAAGAGCGCAAAGAGCUGUGAAGCAGUGCACAGAGCUGUGAGGCAGUGCACAGAGCUGUGAGGCAGUGCACAGAGCUGUGAGGCAGUGCACAGAGCUGUGAGGCAGUGCACAGAGCUGUGAAGCAGUGCACUGAGCUGUGAAGCAGGAGCUCCUGGAAGAGAGGACUGGUCUCGGACAGGGAAGUCUCGGGAAUGAGACCCAGCACGCCCUCUCCCGUGACCCAGCACGCCCUCUCCCGUGACCCAGCACGCCCUCUCCCGUGACCCAGCACGCCCUCCCCCGUGACCCAGCACGCCCUCCCCCGUGACCCAGCACUCCCUCCCCCGUGACCCAGCACGCCCUCUCCCGUGACCCAGCACUCCCUCCCCCGUGACCCAGCACUCCCUCCCCCGUGACCCAGCACGCCCUCCCCCGUGACCCAGCUCCACAGCACCUCUCCCCCUCCCCCCUCCCCGCCAUGUCCACCACCAACACCCCCACCAGCAACGACGCCUGCCUCAGCAUCGUGCACAGCCUGAUGUGCCACCGGCAGGGCGGGGAGAGCGAGACCUUCGCCAAGCGUGCAAUCGAGAGUCUGGUGAAGAAGCUGAAGGAGAAGAAGGAUGAGCUGGACUCGCUCAUCACCGCCAUCACCACCAACGGGGCGCACCCCAGCAAGUGCGUCACCAUCCAGAGGACGCUCGACGGACGCCUGCAGGUGGCUGGGCGGAAGGGCUUUCCCCACGUGAUCUACGCGCGGCUGUGGCGCUGGCCUGACCUGCACAAGAACGAGCUGAAGCACGUCAAGUACUGCCAGUUCGCCUUCGACCUCAAGUGUGACAGCGUGUGCGUGAACCCCUACCACUAUGAGAGGGUGGUGUCCCCUGGGAUCGAUUUGUCUGGAUUGACAUUGACCAGCUCUGCUCCACCCGGGCUAAUGGUGAAGGACGAGUAUGAGUAUGACAGGCAGUCCUCCACGCCCAGCAUGGAGGGCCACUCUGUGGUGCAGCACCCCCCCUCCUGGCCUGCGUCCUCAGAGCCCUUCGGCAGCCCCGCCCUGCUGCCCCCUCCCGACGCCCCCGGCUCCGCCUCCUCCUCCACCUUCCCUGGCGUCGCCACGGCGACCGCAAGUGAGAACAGAGACGCCACCUCCACUUGGACCAGAAACAGCAGCUUCACCCCCACCAUACCCCACCACCAGAACGGCCACCUGCAGCACCACCCGCCCGUGCCUCACCCGCACUACUGGCCCGUGCACAACGACAUGGCCUUCCAGCCUCCCAUAUCCAACCAUCCGGCACCAGACUACUGGUGCUCCAUUGCGUAUUUCGAGAUGGACGUACAGGUGGGGGAGACGUUUAAGGUGCCCUCCACCUGCCCGGUGGUGACCGUGGAUGGGUAUGUGGACCCCUCCGGGGGCGACCGCUUCUGCCUGGGCCAGCUGAGUAACGUGCACCGCACCGAGGCCAUCGAGAGAGCCAGGCUGCACAUUGGGAAGGGGGUUCAGCUGGAGUGCAGGGGCGAGGGGGACGUGUGGGUGCGUUGCCUGAGCGACCACGCCGUGUUCGUGCAGAGCUACUACCUGGACCGGGAGGCGGGCCGGGCCCCUGGGGAUGCAGUGCACAAGAUCUACCCCAGCGCCUACAUCAAGGUGUUUGACCUGCGCCAGUGCCACAGGCAGAUGCAGCAGCAGGCUGCCACAGCACAGGCUGCCGCUGCCGCGCAGGCUGCCGCCGUCGCCGGGAACAUCCCGGGGCCAGGGUCCGUCGGAGGCAUCGCCCCCGCCAUCAGCCUCUCUGCGGCAGCGGGCAUCGGCGUGGAUGACCUGCGCAGGCUGUGCAUCCUGCGCAUGAGCUUUGUGAAGGGCUGGGGGCCGGACUACCCCCGGCAGAGCAUCAAAGAGACGCCCUGCUGGAUCGAGAUCCACCUGCACCGCGCCCUGCAGCUGCUGGACGAGGUGCUCCACACCAUGCCCAUCGCCGACCCUCAGCCGCUGGACUGAGCCGCCCAGGCGCCUCACACUGUGACCGGGCAGGGGCCCGUGUCCCUGACCAUGCCCCUUCUUUUCCAAAUCCCUCAUUGGUUAGUGAUUCGCUUUUCUUUUUGUUUCGUCUGGCCCAGUCAAUCUUACGCAGUAUGGGAUGGGCACCCCCGGCCCCCCGGCUCCCUGUGCAUUACUCUCUGCAGCGCGGCUGUUUCUGUCUGCGCACUCUGCCUGCCGGGCUCCACCGCCAGCUCGUCCGGAUAACCGCGGAGACGCGGCCGGCUACUGGGGGGAUCUGUGCUGCUUCAUGAGAGAAAAACAAAAGCAGAGCCAGGCAGGCGUUGUAUUACAUAUUUUUGGUUUUGCAUUAGACUGUUGUAUUUCUUCUGUUAAUGCUUGGAAUAAGCAGCGGGCACUUUGGUGUUUCUUUGUUAUAUUACCUCCCAGUGUUCCUUCCUGGGGUUGUGUUCUGAGGUGGGGAUACGCCAGUGGGUAUUACAAGGUGUGACAAAUUAGGGUUUCCAUAUGCCCAGAGGCACAAAACACUCAUUAGUCACAAAAAUGAACACUAAAACACCUAUUUUUUGGCUUUUGUUUAUCAAUGUUUUAGAUUCUUUCUGUAUUCCGCAUUGCAACUUUUUUUAAAUAGUGAGAUUUGGACGUCCCUCACCCAGCAGACAGACUGUGGACGUCCCUCACCCAGCAGAUUGCAUGCACAGGGCCGUUAGGGCUGAUCUGAAGUGAGACUGGGCAGAUUGCAUGCACAGGGCCGUUAGGGCUGAUCUGAAGUGAGACUGGGCAGAUUGCAUGCACAGGGCCGUUAGGGUUGAUCUGAAGUGAGACUGGGCAGAUUGCAUGCACAGGGCCGUUAGGGCUGAUCUGAAGUGAGACUGGGCAGAUUGCAUGCACAGGGCCGUUAGGGCUGAUCUGAAGUGAGACUGGGCAGAUUGCAUGCACAGGGCCGUUAGGGCUGAUCUGAAGAAGGUGUGGUUAUGGUGCCGCCGCAGGCCUCUGGGUUGUGUUUGCAGUCCAGACUGUCCCUUGCAUGAUUCGGCUACAUCGCCAUAUUCCUACUUCCCCUGCUUUUAUACUUGAGAAAAGCCCUAUUUAUUAAGAGUGGCAACGGCAUUAAAGCAACGAUGCAGAGUUGCCAUUUUCUUUUAUACAUAAAUGUGUAGUCUUUUGUAUAAUUUCGAAUUUAUGGCCCCUUACAUUGACUGUUGGUAGAAUAAUGAUGUGUAAUAAAAAUUUUGUAAUAAUUAAGUCUUUUUUAAGGGAAGGAACAGGAGGUAAUAUGAAAUGUUUGUGUGUUCCCAUUAAGAUAAUGAUGCAUAAUUCAAACGAGCCCAUAAUGUUGUUUCAUAAUGAUAAUUUUGGGUAGGUUCCACCCUUUGGGAGCAGAUGUUGUUCAAUGUAAUAUGGCUAGUAAUUUCACUUUCCUGUUAUGUUCAGUGUCUACAAUGUACAAUUUUCUACGGGGAAACACUGGUAUUUCAUUGCAACGUGGACAGUUAAAAUGUGCAUCUUGUUAUGUUUGAGUACCCAUAUAAAGACGAUGUAUUUUGUUAGUGCCAAGCUGGUUGUCGCAGCCGAGUUUGAUUAAAUUUACUGGACAGCCAGCAUAUGGUAUUCAUUUUGUGUUCAAAUGUAUGCUCCUUUCCCAAUAAUUUACUUUUGAUUUGUCCAAUGGGAGCACUGUGUUAAGUGCCGAACUGAAAAUGCUGUCAUUCUAUGCAGACAUUUCUGUCCAUCUGAGAGAUGAGAGAUUACAUUUAAGCAUAACAUUGAAGUUAUUUUGGCAAGCUGAAGUAUCUGUGCUUAGUAAUAAGUCUGUACUCAAAUUUGCCACAUGCUAUUUGCUCAUUGAGAAAUGUAAAGAAGGCGAGCUUUUGCUAACUGGACAACAGGCACUUUUCUUUUUAAAGUUGUAUUUCUAAUGCAAAAUUAUUAAAUAAGACCUGAAUAUUAAA